UACUCGGAGGCAGGACUACAGCGAAACUCCUAAGCAAGACUCCCAAGUCUGAGAAUCGUUUUCAGGACCGGAGAGUAGCGGGCGCGUUGUCAGCAAUGCGAUACUAUCUAUUUAUUCUGUCACUCAUUGGCCUUUCGUCAUGGGGACUGUUCGUGGAAAGUUUACGCACGCUGCCUCAUGUGAUGGACUACGCCGUUGUCAGACCUCAGAAACUUACCGUUCGGGCGAAAAGGAGCGCAUCGUCCACACAGCCUUAUCCUGACGAGCUUCAUUAUGCUUUGGCUGUGGAGGGAAAGAACUUUACUCUUCAUCUUGAGAAGAACAGGUUUCUCAUGGGAAAGCAUUACACGGAGACGCACUACUUGGAAGACGGGACAGAGGUGACCACAUCGCCUGAUCGUGAGGAUCACUGCUAUUACCAGGGGCAUAUCCAAGGUGUGGGAGAUUCUUCUGUCAGUGUUGGACUCUGCUCUGGAAUACGGGGCUUCCUGAGGGCCGAGCAGCAGGUGUACCUGAUCGAGCCCUUGGGACGGUCGGCGGAAGACGACCAUGCGGUGUACCGGCCGGACCGCCUUCGAGGGAAGAGGGCCACCUGCAGCCACCCCAACAAAACCGCCUACGACCUCGGCCCCAGGGCCUCCGGGCUGCUCAGCCUCGCCAACUGGGAAAGCAAGCCCUUUUCUGAUGUCCAAAGAUUUGUGGAGAUGUAUUUGGUGGUUGACAAAGCAGAGUUUAAGAAACAUGGGGAAAGUAUGAAGACUAUACAAGCCAGAAUGCUGGAAAUUGCAAAUCAUGUUGAUAAGCUGUAUCGGCCUGUGAACAUCCGGGUCAUGCUCGUGGGCUUGGAGGUCUGGUCCUACCAGGACCAGAUUGAGGUCAGCUCCGAUCCUGAUGAGACCCUCACCAGAUUUCUCAAGUGGCGGCAGAGCAGCCUGCUCAAGAAGAAGAAGCACGACAACGCGCAGUUCGUCACCGGUAUAGAUUUUGAAGGCACCACUGUCGGCUUGGCAACCAAAUUUGCCAUGUGUACCGGAGGCUCUGGAGCUGUGAAUGAGGACCACAACAGAAACCCUAUCGGGGUGGCAUCCACUAUCGCCCAUGAGAUGGGGCACAACCUGGGCAUGUCCCACGAUGACUCACACUGCAGCUGUGGGGCAUCCGGCUUCAGCAGGAACUGCAUCAUGGCCGACAGCGUUGGGUUUAUCUUCCCAAAGGAGUUCAGCCACUGCAGUCAGACACAGCUGAGGUCCUUUCUGGAGAAGGCCAAUCCCAGCUGCCUGCUGGACACCCCGAACGCCGACCAGCUUUAUGGGGGUCCCGUCUGUGGAAAUGCCUUUUUGGAAGCUGGAGAGGAGUGUGACUGUGGCACUGUAGAGGAAUGCCAAAACCCAUGCUGUAACGCCACCACUUGCCUCCUGUCCGAGGGGGCCCAGUGUGCACACGGGGAGUGCUGCCAGAACUGCCAGCUCAAACAGGCGGGGACCCUCUGCCGAAAAAGCGCUGGCGACUGUGACCUGGCGGAGUACUGCACAGGAGGCGCCCCGCAGUGCCCCAGCGACGCCUUCAGGAUGAACGGCCUUCCCUGCAGCUCCGACCGGGGCUACUGCCACAACGGGCACUGCCCCACUCACCAGCAGCACUGCACCAAGCUGUGGGGAGCAGGGGCACAGGUCGCUCCGGAUGCCUGCUUCUAUCAGAACACCCAAGGGAGCCGGGAUGCCAACUGUGGCAGGAACCCAUAUGGCUAUCAGAAGUGCCCAGCACAGGACAUUAAAUGUGGGAAGAUCUUCUGCUCAGGCGGAAACGAGUUCCCCAUCACGGGUCAGAAAGCCAUCCUGACUUUAAUGUUCAGGACGCAGUGCAACAUCGCAGUGGAUCCUUCGGAAACAGACAACUUAGGGAUGGUUCCGACGGGAACUAAGUGUGGAGUUAACAAGGUGUGCUACGACAACCGGUGCCAGGACGUUACAGUCUACGGCACGGAAGAAGAGUGUUCUGCCAAAUGCAACAAUCACGGGGUGUGUAAUCACGAGCGGGCGUGUCACUGUGACCCCGGCUGGGCUCCGCCCUACUGCAACAUCAAACUGUCUGACCUUCCCGCAGAUGACAGCAUGCUGGUAAUCGGGGCGUCGGUGGCAGGGGUGGUGCUGGUGCUGAUCUCACUUGUGGUCGGUGGGCUCCUGUUCUACCGGAAGCCCAGGAAGCAGAAAUACCCAGGGGAGAAGAAGCCGCACUCUGCCUCGGGCCUGUCCAACCCUCUGUUUUUGGAGAGGGGCGGGAAGGGUAGCCCACGGUGCGGGGCCCCUCGGAUCAGUGAGCCCACCUUCCUGGAGUCGUCCGCCACUCAGGCCUGCACCCCGCUGGUCGUCAGGGUGGUGCCCAGCCGACCCCCCCCACAGCCCCCCAAGAAAGCACAGACAGAAAAAUCUCCAAAUCCUGUACAGGUGGCAAGACCCAAUAUUCCACCUCCUGUUGCUCCAAACAAACCAUCAUAUUUAAAGAAUAAACCAAUACCUCCAAUGAAGCCUUUACCACAGCUGAAUGAGAAGCAGGGCAACAUGCCAAAGCCAAAACCUCCAGUGCCCCCUGUGAAGCCAGCAGGAACCCAGUCACCCUGGAAACAGCCUCAGGUCUCCGCGGGGCCGAAAGUUCCUCUGAAGCCCCCCACCAGGCCCAGAUGAAGCCGAAAGAUUGAUUUUGCGCUGACUCAUCGAAACCCGCGAAGGGGUUCUGACCACCAGCCAUGUGGCCUAGUCAGGGAAGGCCUCUUUGAAGACGGAUGCAACAGUGGAUUCGCAUCCGCAGUGUUCCGGCCCCUCAAAAGCCAGGAAAGGGAUUGGAAAGGAGGGGAGAGCCUCCCCUUGUCAAAUGGACAGGAGGUUUUGGAAACCUUCAAGCGUGUGGCCGCACAGACUAAACAGAUUCAGAGACUUUCCGCUUUUCUUUUUCUUUUUUUU
Molecule: messenger RNA, 2957 nt
Organism: Anguilla anguilla (European eel)
Lineage: Eukaryota; Metazoa; Chordata; Actinopteri; Anguilliformes; Anguillidae
Gene: adam8a
Product: ADAM metallopeptidase domain 8a
Exons: 25
Coding region: 96-2681 (861 amino acids)
Biological process (GO): positive regulation of cellular extravasation; positive regulation of membrane protein ectodomain proteolysis; regulation of cell-cell adhesion
Molecular function (GO): metalloendopeptidase activity; cell adhesion molecule binding
Source: RefSeq, a predicted model, not a curated record